Molecule: messenger RNA, 783 nt
Organism: Sceloporus undulatus (fence lizard)
Lineage: Eukaryota; Metazoa; Chordata; Lepidosauria; Squamata; Phrynosomatidae
Gene: TMEM38A
Product: transmembrane protein 38A
Exons: 5
Biological process (GO): potassium ion transmembrane transport
Cellular component (GO): membrane
Molecular function (GO): identical protein binding; potassium channel activity
Source: RefSeq, a predicted model, not a curated record
ACAGGUGCAGUGGAGCUGUCCCGCAGCAGCCCCUUUGCCUCAUGGGUCUGUGCCAUGCUCCACUGUUUUGGCAGCUACAUCCUGGCUGACCUGCUCCUCGGAGAAGCCCCCAUUGACUACUUCAGCAACAACGCCAGCAUCCUUUUGGCCACUGCUGUCUGGUACUUGACCUUCUACUGCCCCCUCAACCUGUUCUACAAGUGUGUCAGCUUCUUGCCCAUCAAGCUUGUCUUUGUGGCCAUGAAGGAGGUGGUCCGCGUCCGGAAGAUUGCCGCUGGUGUCCACCAUGCCCACCACCAGUACCACCAUGGCUGGCUCAUCUUGAUCAUCAUUGGGUUCGUGAAAGGUUCUGGUGUUGCCUUAAUGUCCAACUUUGAGCAGUUGCUGCGUGGUGUCUGGAAGCCAGAGACCAAUGAGCUUCUUCAUAUGACUUUCCCCUCCAAAGCCAGCCUCUAUGGAGCUAUCCUCUUCACCCUCCAGCAAACCCACUGGCUGCCCAUCUCCAAACCCACCCUUAUCUUCUUCUUCACCCUCUUCAUGAUGAUCUGCAAGGUGUUCAUGACGGCAACACACUCCCAUGGUUCCCCAUUUGUCCUGGUGGAAGGUGCCCUGUGCCCCAUUCUCUUUGGUUCUGUGCCCGCCAGCCACGAUGACCACCACCAUGGGGGAGGGGGUGCCCAUGAGCCUAUUCCUCCCCCACUGCCAGCCAAAUCCAGGGAAGAGCUGAAUGAGGGCACCAGGAAGCGAAAGGCCAAGAAGGUCGAAUGAAGGGCGUCAGAAGGA